Molecule: messenger RNA, 1632 nt
Organism: Oenanthe melanoleuca
Lineage: Eukaryota; Metazoa; Chordata; Aves; Passeriformes; Muscicapidae
Gene: ARL2BP
Product: ADP ribosylation factor like GTPase 2 binding protein
Exons: 7
Coding region: 146-595 (149 amino acids)
Biological process (GO): positive regulation of tyrosine phosphorylation of STAT protein; maintenance of protein location in nucleus
Cellular component (GO): mitochondrial intermembrane space
Source: RefSeq, a predicted model, not a curated record
GGAAGAGCGCGUUCCCCAGGAGACGGCGCGAGGGGCGGGGAGGGGGCGCAGCGCCGGCCUGAGGGCGCACUUUGAUCAAAAAGAAGAAAUUACCGCUGACAGCUGAAACACAGAUUGUCUCUUCCACUCUGGCUAGGCAGGAGCAAUGGAGACUUCUGAUGGAGAAAGUCUGGGUGUAGCCACCUCCACCACUUCUGAUGAGUUUGAUGCAGUUGUUGGUUAUCUGGAGGAUAUCAUAAUGGAUGAUGAUUUCCAGUUAAUACAGAGGAAUUUUUUGGAGAAGCACUACCAGGAGUUUGAUGACUCAGAAGAAAACAAGCUCAUCUAUACAGACAUUUUUAAUGAAUAUAUCUCUUUAGUAGAGAAAUACAUUGAAGAGAAGUUGCUCGAUCGGAUUCGUGGGUUUGAUAUGGUUGCUUUCACAGUGUCAUUGCAACAACACAAAGAUGAAAUGCCAGGUGAUAUAUUUGAUCUGCUGCUCACAUUUACAGACUUUCUGGCUUUCAAAGAAAUGUUCUUGGAAUACAGAGCUGAAAAAGAAGGUCGAAGUCUGGAUUUAAGCAGUGCGUUAGUGGUGACUUCAUUAAACCAUUAAACAAGUCAUUCUGAAGGGAGUUCUGUUGUAUUUUAAGCAAGGUCUGUUCGAUUUUCAGAGGUGAAAGGCAGUGAUUCCCGAGAGACAGCCGGGGCAGAGGGGCGGGGACUCAGCUCCACGGUGGGUGUGGGGCAGGGCCAGGACUGUGGGUCCCUCUCCAGGGGGUGUAAUCAAAACUUUCUGGAAGUUUUAUACCCUUUUAUAAAAUGGACAGAAGAGACUGUGAGACGUAGCCUUCCUUUCCCCAGCUCUACCCAAACUUCUCUUUACCUGUCUGCAGGAUCGUUAGAAGCUGCCGUGGUUUGUCUGGGCAGUUCUCUGCAGUGCCCAGCUGCAGGGAGCCUUUUGCACUCUGAUAUAAAGUGCCUGAGCUGCAGUUUGAGCUCCUUGUUCUUUGCCCUCUCUCUGCUGAACACAGAGAACGGUUUAUUCCUUCUGUUCCUGCAGCCCCAUUGCUUAACUGGAAAUCAUCCAGUUCCAACCCUCUGCCAUGGGUAGGGACAACUUCCACUGGAGCAGGCUGCUCAUAAUCCCAUCCAGCCUGCCCACCUGGCAGUAAAAGAUGCUCAAUUCUCAGGAAUGUGGUUUUAACUGAGAAGUCAGUGUGUGCAGGGAAGUUUUUUACAAGAUGCCAAGGCAGAAUUCAUGCUGAUCAGCCAUCAGCUGCUUUAUAGGAACAGCCCAUCAUUUUCUUAGUCACAUCCUUGCCAGAGAGAUUCAGGUUCUGGAGCCUUAAUUGCCUGGUGAUGCAGUUGAAUUUGGAGAAAUGCUAGCUAAACUAAUUUGGAACAUGUCAGAGUUUGGAAGGCUGAGACCAGGGUCCUUUAUCAGUGUUUGUAAUUUUCUGGUUAGAUUGUGGAAUUCCAUGGUGAUCUCCCAUGUUAAUCUUUAUUCAUUUUAUUGGUUUUGUUUUCUUACUGUUCCUUUUAUAUAUAUAUAUAUAUAUAUAUAUGUCUAUAUAUUCAUAAUUGUGGAAAUUUCACCCUUGAUUUACCUGCUGACAACCAAAUAAAGGCAGAUCUGUCCAUGGGCCGAUG